AAAAGAGACAGGGCUGCUUUAAGAGAGAAACAGGAAGUUGUAACUAGAAGCCAUCUGAAUACUAAGCCUGAGCAGAAUGCUGGCGAAGUAGCACUAAAGUGGCAGGGUUUGUUCUGAAAUUCUCAGUAGCCGAGUGUCUUAGGCAGAUCUUGACAAAAUAGCCCUUAUUCUGGUUUUUAUCUAAGGAAUCCCAAGAAGACCGGAGAAUGGAGAGACAGGGAAGGCUCACAUCAGUGAAGGCUGAGUAUCAGUUUCAACAUCAGGGAGCCGUGGAGCUGCUUGUCUUUAAUUUCUUGCUCAUCCUUACCAUUUUGACAAUCUGGUUAUUUAAAAAUCAUCGAUUCCGCUUCUUGCAUGAAACUGGAGGAGCGAUGGUGUAUGGUCUCAUAAUGGGACUAAUUUUACGAUAUGCAACAGCACCAACUGAUAUUGAAAGCGGAACUGUCUAUGAUUGUGGAAAACUGACCUUCAGUCCAUCAACACUGCUGGUUAAUAUCACCAAUCAAGUUCAUGAGUAUAAAUACAAAAGGGAAAUAAGCCAGCACAACAUCAGUCCCCACCAAGGCAAUGCUAUACUCGAAAAGAUGACAUUUGAUCCAGACAUCUUCUCUAAACAAAAAAUCAGAAAGCCAUUAAGACACUUUUUUCAAAACUUAGGAUCUAUUUUGACAUAUGCCUUCUUGGGAACUGCCAUCUCCUGUAUUGUCAUAGGGUUAAUUAUGUAUGGCUUUGUGAAGGCCAUGAUGUAUGCUGGCCAGCUGAAAAAUGGGGACUUUCAUUUCACAGACUGUUUAUUUUUUGGUUCACUGAUGUCCGCUACAGAUCCAGUGACGGUGCUGGCCAUUUUCCAUGAACUGCACGUGGACCCUGACCUGUACGCCCUCCUGUUUGGGGAGAGUGUGUUGAACGACGCGGUGGCCAUAGUCCUUACGUAUUCUAUCUCCAUUUACAGUCCCAAGGAGAAUCCAAAUGCAUUUGACGCUGCAGCCUUCUUCCAGUCCGUGGGGAAUUUCCUGGGGAUCUUUGCCGGCUCCUUUGCAAUGGGGUCCGCGUAUGCAGUUAUCACGGCACUGCUGACCAAAUUUACCAAGCUGUGUGAAUUCCCGAUGCUGGAAACAGGCCUGUUUUUCCUCCUUUCUUGGAGCGCCUUCCUGUCUGCUGAAGCUGCCGGGUUAACAGGAAUAGUUGCUGUUCUCUUCUGUGGAGUCACACAGGCACAUUAUACCUACAACAAUCUGUCGUCGGAUUCCAAAAUGAGGACUAAACAGUUGUUUGAAUUUAUGAACUUUUUGGCUGAGAAUGUCAUCUUCUGUUACAUGGGCCUGGCGCUGUUCACGUUCCAGAAUCAUAUCUUUAAUGCCCUCUUUAUACUUGGAGCCUUCAUAGCAAUUUUUGUUGCCAGAGCCUGCAACAUAUAUCCUCUCUCCUUCCUCCUGAACCUGGGCCGUAAACCGAAGAUCCCCUGGAACUUUCAGCACAUGAUGAUGUUUUCAGGUUUGCGAGGAGCGAUUGCAUUUGCCUUGGCUAUUCGGAACACAGAAUCUGAGCCCAAGCAGAUGAUGUUUACCACCACGCUGCUCCUCGUGUUCUUCACUGUCUGGGUAUUUGGAGGAGGAACCACUCCCAUGCUGACUUGGCUUCGGAUCAGAGUUGGUGUGGACCUGGAUGAAAAUCUGAAGGAGGAGCCAUCUUCACACCAGGGAGCAAAUAACUCGGAUAAAGGCACAAAAAAAACAGACAGCGCUCGGCUCUUCAGAAUGUGGUACGGCUUUGACCAUAAAUAUCUGAAACCGAUUUUAACACACGCUGGCCCUCCACUGACCACAACGUUACCUGAAUGGUGUGGUCCGAUUUCCAGGCUGCUCACCAGUCCUCAGGCCUAUGGGGAACAGCUAAAAGAGGAUGAUGUGGAAUGCAUUGUCAACCAGGACGAGCUGGCCAUGAAUUAUCAGGAGCAAGCCUCGUCCCCCCACAGUCCCCCUCCAAGGCUGGGUCCGGACCAGAAAGCUUCACCCCAGGCUCCAAGCAAGGAAAACAUUUAUGAGGGCGACCUUGGCCUAGGAGGCUAUGAACUCAAGCUUGAGCAAACUGCGGGUCAAUCCCAGUCGAAUUAAUUGGCACAAAGAGUGCAAAUGUAAUCACAAGUAAUGCAGGGCUCACUGAGGAGUAUAAGCCAAGCUGAUGAGGCAGUGUAGGGGAGAGACUGGAAAUGUAUUAAGAGCCUGAAUUGGAGAGAAUCAAAGCCUUAUCACAUAUAUCCUCUGGUGCCUGAAGAAAUGAGAAUUAUCACCCCUUAAUAUUAUGCAACUGAGUUUAAUUUUUGACAGCAGACAUUUCUGUUACUGGAUUGACUGGGGCAUGGGUGGGACAGUCAGGAGCCCCGCUGCAGGAAGGGUGAGACAGAGUGCUGGGCCAGGAGG
Molecule: messenger RNA, 2420 nt
Organism: Otolemur garnettii (small-eared galago)
Lineage: Eukaryota; Metazoa; Chordata; Mammalia; Primates; Galagidae
Gene: SLC9A9
Product: solute carrier family 9 member A9
Exons: 18
Coding region: 207-2114 (635 amino acids)
Biological process (GO): regulation of pH; proton transmembrane transport; sodium ion transport
Cellular component (GO): recycling endosome; membrane
Molecular function (GO): sodium:proton antiporter activity
Source: RefSeq, a predicted model, not a curated record